UUUUUCAGAUCCAGUAAUAGUUGAACAAAAUGGCUGAGAGAACUGAUGUGAAUGAAAUGUUUCAAAAGAUGGGAGAGAAAUUAGGCUGGUUCAAGCAUAAUAAUUCGGAUGAGGCCAAAAAUGCAGUGACACUGAGUGCAAAGAAGAAAACAAAAGUGAAGAAAGGAAAUGUUGACACAGUGAUUGAUGAUUCCAAAUCAAAUGGAAAGAAGACAGACAAACUGAAACUGAAAAAGAAGAAGACAAAAGUUACAGGGGAUGCUUCUAAGCAAUCAGACAAAUCAGGAACUCUUGCCAAACAGACAUUGCUACAAACUAAAGCCCAAAGUUUUAAAGUGUUGCUGUCCUCUGACAGUGAUUCAAGUUUCACAGACAUACCUAAACAAAAGGUCAAAACAGGCAAUGGAAAGGCUGUCCUUCAAGUGUGUAGUGACUCUGAUGAUGAUCUGGCACAUACUGGAAUUGCUAAUAAUAACUCUAAUGCAUGUAUUAAAGAAAGCUUUGUAGAUGCAGUUGAAGGUAUAUAUGUACCAGAAAAUAUGUCAUGUCCAAAGUUCGAACCAAUUUUAGAUGUAAAACCAAAGAGAGAAUCUGAUAUAGACUAUAAUGAUACUGUUGUUAAGAACAGAGUUUCUCUUGCUUCUUGUACACUAGAUCUUGACAAUCUUGGUGAACCACUAGUUGAAUCUACCAGAAUACAUAGACGAAGCAGUAUUACUUACAAAAGAAUUAUUGAAGAUUUGGACAGUUCUGCAGAAGAUUGCAAAGUGGUUGAAAAUACUAACACAUUUAGAAGAGAAAAGCUGGCAGAUGAAAUGAUGGACCAUGAAGCAUCAGUAUGUGAUGAAACUAAUUAUGUAACUGCAACAGAAAUCGUUGAUGAUACAUUGAAUUCAUCACAGUCAAAUCACUCUAACGGAAAAUUUGGUGAUAGAGCUCCCAUCAAAGAAAUGAGAAAAAAGCCAGAUAACCUCAGGGAAGAAAAGAAAAAUGACAAUCAUAUAUGUAAAAUAAGGAGCCCGAUUCAUUCAGACAAGAGUGAAUCUGAAGAAGAGGUGGAAGUAAUGGACACUGCCACUCAGACAGAUGAAGUUGUUAUUGCUGACAUUGAUAGUUUAGAACAGACUGGCGAAUCAGAUAAGAAAGUGCAUAGAGCAUAUAAAGAAGAAACCAUUUUGGACACCCAAGGAAAACUUCUUGAUUUUUACAACAGGUAUAGAACAACUGAUAUGUAUGAUGAAGACACUGUGCAGGAUAGUCAUGCUAUUGCAGAAAGUCGUUCUCUUCAACAAGUAUCGGAUGCUUUAGAAUUGUCAAAUUCAGAAAAAGAACAGUUAGGCGUAUCUCUAUAUACUAACAUUACAGUUAUUGAAGACAAGCUUGCAUCAACAACUAUAAGUACACAUGUUCAUGACUAUUCUAAAGAAACAGUUGGUCAUGAAAGCAAGUCUUUUUCAAAAACAGAUGUUUUUAAUAAUACUACUGGUUUGGAUAACAACACUGCUGUAUAUGAUCAAGAAACAAACAUCACAGAUUCUGGUCAUAAUCAUUUUGAAGCAUAUGUACCAUUGGUUGGGGUUAAUGAAGAUUUACAAGAAACAAAUAAUGGUGUGGAAAAUGUGCAUGAAGAAAUCACUGAUGGUGAAAUUAAUAGUACCGAAUCUGAAACAAAGUCAGAAGCUGAAGAAAGUAUAUAUGAAGUCAAUGAUGCCGGCACACAAACUGAAGAGCUUUAUAAGGUAGAGAGAGCUUCUGCUGAUGAAGAACAGAAAGAAUCAGAUCAAAGUAAUGUUGAAGCUGGAAGCAGUGAGGAUGAACUAAAAGAAAAGGAACAAAAUGAAUGUUCUGGCAAUGAUGAAAGUGUCAGUAAAAAUGAGGCAGAUUUUAUUAGGAAGAAGAAAAUGAUGGAAGACAUAUCAGAUGAAUCUGAUACCAGUGAAAGAAGUAGGGAGGAUAUCUCUGCAAGAACUAGUGACAGUAGUGAUAGCUCAGAUGCUAUUAGUGCAAGUUUUGCGAAGCUUGCUGAGAAGUCUAGGAACAAGAAGCAGAAGAAAGUAGAUGUCACAGACCAGAGCUGGAGGUCCAGUAGAAGAUUCAGCAGUGAUUCCAGUAGUGAUGGUGACCUUGAAGCAUUUUUCCAGAAACUGAAGAAGCCAGAACAGAAAAAGUCUGAUUCAUCAAGUCCAAUGAGGUACAUGUAG
Messenger RNA from Mercenaria mercenaria, 2201 nucleotides. Its product is annotated as dentin sialophosphoprotein-like. The record is from RefSeq and is a predicted model, not a curated record. The coding region runs from base 30 to 2201 and encodes 723 amino acids. NCBI's taxonomy places the organism in Eukaryota, Metazoa, Mollusca, Bivalvia, Venerida, Veneridae. The transcript has 5 exons.